UACAAUCAACGCACCGGCAUGCACUAGGGCAGUCGACAGUCGAGAAUUGGUGCCCUCCAAAUCCGUACACGAGCGCAGGCUGAGGGUGUUAGGCCCCUGAACUUGGAGCGGUCCACACUCAGCUGGCACGCAUCUGCAGGUCAACGGCGUUGACUUCAUUGAACUACUACCGCACAAACCUUGGUCUGGCUGGCCUCGCCGGUACUCUUCCAUGCCGCCAACGUUCAAACGUUACAUAUUGAAGACGUUCAACAAGCAUGAGCCUUUGUCUCCACAGGCGCAGCACCGGGCCAUGAAUCCACCAAAGAAUCGCCAUGGCUAUAUCUGCAAGUGCCCCAGGCCCCGGACACUACCGUCAUCAGUGCUGCGAUCUCAUGUUGACACUCAUGAGGCAGCGAACUGUAAUAAGCAGGGAUUUCAAAGGAAAGGAAGCAAAGCUUGAGCUUGAAGC
Molecule: messenger RNA, 451 nt
Organism: Fomitopsis serialis
Lineage: Eukaryota; Fungi; Basidiomycota; Agaricomycetes; Polyporales; Fomitopsidaceae
Exons: 2
Coding region: 212-442 (76 amino acids)
Source: RefSeq, a predicted model, not a curated record